This is a messenger RNA of Physeter macrocephalus (sperm whale), 6494 nucleotides long. It is a transcript of the gene SNX30, whose product is annotated as sorting nexin family member 30. Gene Ontology annotation, biological process: endocytic recycling; piecemeal microautophagy of the nucleus; reticulophagy. Gene Ontology annotation, molecular function: phosphatidylinositol binding. The record is from RefSeq and is a predicted model, not a curated record. Bases 170 to 1627 code for a protein of 485 amino acids. Lineage: Eukaryota; Metazoa; Chordata; Mammalia; Artiodactyla; Physeteridae. Gene Ontology annotation, cellular component: phagophore assembly site; early endosome. The transcript is spliced from 10 exons.
CGGGCAGACGCGAGCCGGCGGGUCGCGGUGGCGGUGGCUCCCAGCCCGGCUGGUGCUGGGCCUCCGACCGAGCCGCGGCCGAGCGGGGCCUCGGCCCGGGCUCUGGGGGAGCCCGCGGCGGCGGGCUGCAGGAGGAAGCGGCGGCGGCGCGUCCCGAGCCGUGCGCGCCAUGUCGGGCGGGCCCCCCAAGGCCCUGCCGUCCACUGGGCCCCACUCCCUGCGCGAUAUGCCGCACCCGCUGGCCGGCUCCAGCAGCGAGGAGGCCGUGGGCGGCGACAGCACGCCCAGCCCGGACCUGCUGACGGCUCGCAGCUUCGGCGACAAGGAUCUCAUUUUGCCCAACGGCAGUACUCCAGCAGGCCCUGCAAGUCCAGCUUCUUCAUCUUCCCUUCUCAACAGACUGCAACUUGAUGAUGACAUCGAUGGUGAGACCAGAGACCUCUUUGUCACGGUUGAUGAUCCCAAGAAGCAUGUCUGUACGAUGGAGACCUACAUCACUUACAGGAUCACCACCAAAAGUACUCGGGUGGAGUUUGACCUGCCAGAAUAUUCUGUUCGUCGAAGAUACCAGGAUUUUGACUGGUUGAGGAACAAACUGGAAGAAUCCCAGCCCACUCACCUCAUUCCCCCACUUCCUGAGAAGUUUGUGGUGAAAGGUGUUGUGGAUCGUUUUUCAGAAGAGUUUGUGGAGACCAGAAGAAAAGCUUUGGAUAAAUUCCUGAAAAGAAUUACGGAUCAUCCUGUGCUUUCUUUCAAUGAACACUUUAAUGUUUUCCUUACUGCUAAGGACCUGAAUGCCCAUAAGAAGCAAGGGAUGGCAUUGCUGACUCGAGUGGGUGAGUCGGUCAAGCAUGUCACUGGCGGCUACAAGCUGAGGAGUCGGCCUCUCGAGUUUGCAGCCAUAGGCGAGUACUUAGACACAUUUGCGCUCAAGCUGGGAACCAUUGAUCGAAUAGCCCAGCGGAUCAUCAAGGAAGAAAUAGAGUACCUUGUAGAGCUGAGAGAAUAUGGGCCUGUGUACUCCACAUGGAGUGCGUUAGAGGGGGAGCUGGCCGAGCCCCUGGAGGGUGUGUCAGCCUGCAUCGGCAACUGCUCUACAGCCUUGGAAGAGCUGACAGAGGACAUGACAGAAGACUUUCUACCUGUGCUCAGGGAAUAUAUUUUAUACUCUGACUCCAUGAAGAGCGUGCUGAAGAAAAGGGACCAAGUGCAAGCCGAGUACGAAGCCAAACUGGAAGCUGUGGCUCUGAGGAAGGAAGAGCGGCCCAAGGUACCAGCAGAUGUGGAGAAAUGUCAGGAUCGGAUGGAGUGUUUCAAUGCUGAUCUGAAAGCCGACAUGGAGAGGUGGCAGAACAGCAAGAGGCAGGACUUCCGGCAGCUGCUCAUGGGAAUGGCCGACAAGAACAUCCAGUAUUACGAGAAGUGCCUCAUGGCUUGGGAGUCGAUUAUCCCACUACUGCAGGAGAAGCAAGAGGCCAAUCAGGAAGAAGAGUCUGUAUCCAGGUGGGCCUCGAAGAUGCCAAGUGUGACAGCGAACUCUUUGCUACUAGUUAAGCUGAAACCUCCUCAGUUUACAGCCACGUUCCUGGGGACGGCUGCAGCUAAAGUCUUCGUUUCAAACUAUUAGCAGGUUUCCUUUUCAAGCGUGUCAACACAAAACAGACAGACAAAGAGGAUCUCUCUUCCAGCUCGUGUUUUUCCCCUCAUGAAGUAAAACUACCUAUGUCGUGUUUGUGUUCUCUCGUCUGUGGCUCAUCUCUAUAAAAUUACAAAUCUGAGCCUCAAAUAAGCGGUAGUAUUAUUUUUUUAAUGAAACAGCUGUGCUGAGGCACUGCUGCGUUUGCAAGUGAACCUGCAAAUACUGGUCAACGUGCAGACUGCUGAGGUCACUGCAUUCCGCUUCUAGCUGCAGAUCGGGGCAGCCACGGCUGUGAUGCUGGUGGGGCAGCCGUUGGACAGCCCAGGACAGUUUGGUUCUGCUUCAUCAUGUUUGAAAAAGUCGCAGUUUAAGUGAUAAUUUGUGUAUCAGUUGGUACUUGUGCACACUGUUAGACCCCAUUUGUGCCAUUCUAAAAUCCUUUGAUGUGAAUUUUCUGUUUGGUACAAUUAGAGGUGAUUCAUUGAAGCAGAAGGGUAAGAACAGUCCAUAGACCCCGAGUGGUGAGUCAGUGUUUCAUUCUACCUCUAAACCAUCCUGUUGGUGUGGGUGUCGAUGUCCAGGUCCAGCCUGACAGCUUGCUGGUAGAAUCGGGGCAUGUAUGUGAUAGUGGGUUGAUGGCCUUCUAUGGAUAUUUGGCAGAAAACACUAGACUGACCCGGAGGCGAAUGCUCAUCUUUGGGAACAUAUGAAGUCUUGCCUGGUGGAACAUACGCUUUAAAAAUGUUGUCCAGUGUGACAAAUGCUUGGAAAGAACUGUGGAAGGAGUUACAGAAAGGCUAGACUCUAGUCUGCUGCUAGUUGCCAAAGCCCAGGCACAUUCCUGUGGAAGGGUUAGACGGGCGAGAAGGCAGCCCUACCAAAAAAAAAACCACAUCAGAUUCCUUGCUAGGCCAUAUGGGGAAGGGGGUGGGGUACACAGUCAUCCCCUUACAUUAUUGGAGGCAGAAGACUGGUUCUGAAGGGAUGCAGGCAUCUUGGGCUUUUAUCUUUCUCUGUUUGGUCGCCCUGUGAUGUGCCUGUGCUUUCAGACUCCAGAGAGAGCUGGAACAAGGCAAACCGACCUCCAGCAUGCCAUUGAUAGCAGAGCUUGGAGGACCAGGGUAUCUUGCAGCCUUCCUUGGAGAAAUGGUCUUUCCAGAAAAGGGACCUUUGUCCCUUGCUUCUGGCUGGCAUCUGAUGAGGUGAGGAGGCUGGCCCAGAGGGCAAGGGACAGUAGGCAGUGGAGGAGGCCUUCCCACCCCCGCGGCUCCCUCGGGCCCCCGAGGGUCAGCAGCCCCAAGCAUUCACCUCUCCAUCUCCAUCAGCACGAAGGUGAUUCCCUGUGAGAAGUGUAACCCAGAGACUUCUGUGCCAAAGACUGCCUCGUAGAGGCUUCAUCACCCCAUCCUUCUUGGCUCCACAAAAGUCGGGGUGCUGAGAUCACUGACUCCUCUCUUGUAUUUAUUUUCCAAGAGGUUUUUGCUUGAGGAUGUGUCUUGCCUCAGGCAGACACACGUGGACAGGUUGAGACUUGAGCACGUGGCAGUGGAGUGGAAGGUCAUCCCUGUCAACUGUCCUUGGGCCGGGGAAGUGAAAGGUUCAGUUCACCUGGGUUAGAAAUCCAGGCUAGGGCAGAAGAGAGAGUUCCUAGAAACUGAGCAGAUCUUAAAGACUCAGAUGAGGUUGAAGAGAGCAGUUGCGAUUUGCAGCAGAUAUGGACACUGCUCGUCCUUACCACAUGCUGGAUCUCCAAGAAGCCUCUAGGCCGCUCUGCGCAAAGCAAGGAACCACUGCUCCUCCUCGAGCCAGGUUUGGGGUUGGAUUUUAUCGUUUUUUAAGACUUAACAAUGAUUCCUGGUGACCUCGGAAAAGUGUGAUUAUGGACAUGACGGGCUCGUAUUUCACCGUGCUGCUCGUUGAACCCACCACACACCUUUCUUUAGCUGAAAUAAGAAAAACCAGCACGACUCUGGGGAUGGUGGUGAACGUAACCUAAGUGUGUCUUCAUGCCAAAUUUCAGCCACACCCAGAGUGUGUCCUUCAUGUUAUUGACUUGAAUGUGUUUUCUCAGUGGCUGUCCACACGAGGGAAUUAAAUGCACACCUGCUGCUCGUUUCUUGGGAGGCUGCCAUUUGUGUUGGGACGAUGGGCUGUUCUGUUUAGAGAAGGGCACGAUGCCGUGUGGCAGUGUGCACAUGGACUUUCUCUUGGGACGGUAUCAGCCCAAGAGGCACCCAGACGUUGUGUGACUUGGCCCUGCUGUUGAUAGCAUUGAAAUCACGGGCACCUGGCUCUGUUUUGAUGCCAUUCGUGGGGCCACAGAAGAGUCAUUCUCUGCCCUGUGUCCUGAGCUGGUGAGAGUGGAGGGAGAGCCAGGGCCAGAGCAGCCUGUCUUCUGAGCAGAAACGGCCCUUUAGAGCAGCCAGAAUAGAGCCCAGUUUUAACCCAUCCCAAGACCCAACACAGGUCUGCCUGUUGUCAGGGUACGGCACACCAGUCCUGGUCCCCACCUUCCCAGACACCUACUUUCAAGGUCUGUGGAAACUGGGUAGUCUCAUCCUCAGGCUGGGGUAACACUGCUUUGGCCAUCCCUGUCUGCAAAAUUGUUUUGGGAAUUUGGGUGUACCUUCUCACUUUCAAAUAUCCUCAAUGUGCCACCAGAUUGAACACGCCCUCUCACUUACUGUGUUUUCUCUAUUCAGAGGACAUUUCCCUCAAAUUUACCUGCCAUCCCCCGGGCCAGACCUACAGAUUGAGCUGGGUGUGUUGGGAGUUGUUCGCCUCUUUGUGGUUUGUUAAUUCAGUGAAUAAACCAGGAACCUGAUUUUUCAUCAACCCACCCAAUAGGUGGUUUUGCUUUCUGUAUGAAGGAUAUCUGGUCUCUCCAUAGUUGCACAGAUCAGAGCAUGUGCAGGGCUGUCUACGUUAGAAAAGGUUUGGGGUGGGGAGCCGUCACAGGGAGUGUGACUGUUUUUUCUUAAUCAGAUGUCUUCGAAAUGCUCUCUGGGUGUGACUGUCUGACCCCUUCUGUGUGGCAAAAGAAAUAUGUUAUCGAGGUAGUUUCUACUACUGUAGAUAGUCUGUAAAUAAGUGCUUCGAAAAAAUAACGUUAACAAACCAGUAAGAUAUUUGUCUCAUUCAUAAACAUUUUGUGUAUUUAGCACUUGAAAGUCAACAAAUCCAGACUUUUAGAAAUGCCACAGACUGUUAAAAGCCUAACUCUACUUUUUGAGAAGUUGUCAGCACCUGCUAAUAUGCCUUAUUCUUCAACUACCGUUUUUUAGAUUCUGGAUAGAAAGAGUUUUUAGAGAUGUAAUCAGUUGUUCAGUUUAAAUACUUGAGGCCUAACAUAGCCAGUCUUUGCUCCUCUUAAAGAAACAAGCAAGAAAGUGAGGUUCAUAAUUAGGGCUGCCUUUUGGGAGGAGAAAGCUAAGUAUUGCUAUUGCCAAAUGAUAUUUUUGAUAAUGUAAGGAAACGCAGGGACCACAAAACCCUUUUUGUUGUUGUCGUCGUUGUUUUAAAGUGUGAAAGAUUAAUUUAGUGCCUUUCGGCACAUUUUUGAUAUUAUGGUAUCAGCAUCGACAAAUCACUUAGAUACAGAGAACUCUAUAGAUUAUGACAAUAUUAAAUGUUUACCCUGAUUCUGUAGAACAGCUUCUUAAAAGAUACCGUGGGGGCCUCAGAGCAGCAUAUUUUACAUAGAAAUUCUUCGCAGGUUGAAAUGCCAAAAACACGAAACGUGCUGUUGACUCACGUAAUUUAGUCCUUUGUCAUAGAGCUUUUACUAUGAAAACCAGUGAUUGGGUACAGCACGUGCGCCUCUCUGGGCGGCGCUGCCCUCUCACCAGGUGAUUCUGGGUGGCCUGUAGGCCAGGCGUGAGCAGGUAACACCUGCCGACUCCCCUGUGUGACAGGCUGGCUCACAGUCUCAGACCAUCCCUCCAGUCACAAAUGGUACUCGUAGGAGGGAAGGGUGAUUGCUUUUUCCCCGGUGGGGAAGUGGGGAGGGGAAAGUACAUUGCAAACAAAAAUGUGACUCAGUGGGAUAAAACAAGGCCCGUGUCAGCUGGGCCCCCAUCGAAUAACAAACCAGCAGUUCUUAGCAGUCAGCACCGUUCUCCUGGGCACCCCAGAGGUUUUGGUCCUGUCCUGUAGCACCCUGUCCGUUGUACUCUUAUACCUGUUCCCUUGAUGUCUGUGUGUCGGGAAUGCGUUCAGACAUGACGUACAUCUGAUAUAUUCCUAUGAAAUAAACUGCCAGCAAACUUUCUAACUUGUAUUUUAACUGUUGGAAAAACAAACAAGCAAAAAAAACCCUUUUGCUUAGGUCAUGUCCAAAUUAUGGACUGUUUAUUAUUUUAGAAAUCAUUCUUUACAUUUAAAAUUUUAAAAGAAAAACCCUGAGGUAUUGAUCAAGUCCUCCGUGUAAAUGUGUUCUCUUCUUUCCAUGCUGCUGUUAAGCCAAAUCAAAAGCUGUGGGGGAAAAAAAAAAUGUGCUUAAGAAUGUGUGUCGUAGAUGAGAAGGCAACUUAUUUACAGAUCAAAGUCUUUGUUUCAUGAAGCUACGAAACUUUAAAAAGAACGUCACCUUUUUUUUUUCCUUUGUUGUGGAACCCAGAGACUAUAAAGAGAAAAAAGUUCUUGUUGCAUUUUUGAUGCUGGCAUGAGGUUUUUGUCCACUUUUUUUCAUAUAUCUGCGUAUAAAAAAUUCUGUCCAUUGUGUACUAUGGGAUUAGUAUUACAUUUCAAGGUAAACAAAAGAAUUUGUAUUGCUUGAUAAACUAUUAGCUUGUAAAUUUAAACCAGGUUUCUUUACCUCAAUUAACUUAAAGUAAUGGACCAAUAAACCUAUAAA